Erythranthe guttata (spotted monkey flower) is the source of this 1159-nucleotide messenger RNA. NCBI's taxonomy places the organism in Eukaryota, Viridiplantae, Streptophyta, Magnoliopsida, Lamiales, Phrymaceae. The record is from RefSeq and is a predicted model, not a curated record.
UCAUAUUCAGCUAGCUUGGCUGGAAUUUCGUGCAGGUAAAAUGCUUAUGGACGGAACACGUGUACUCCCCGAUCCUCGUAAAGGACUUGUUCGUAUAGGAAGGGGAGAAGAAGGGUUAGUCCAUUUUCAAUGGCUUGACAGAUCUGCAAAUGUUGUUGAAGAUGACCAAAUUGUUUUUCCAGAUGAGUCGGUUUUUGAAAAGGUUAAUCAGUCUUCUGGGAGGGUAUACAUCCUGAGGUUUCUUACAGAUGACCGAAAGUUCUUCUUUUGGCUUCAGGAGCCCAAAGCUGAGAACGAUAUAGAGUUGUGCGAUACUGUCAAUUUCUACCUGAAUACGCCUCUAGACCCACCCGACGAAGAUGAAACUGAUGUUUCAGUUCCUUUGCAGAACCCUGAAGUUAUAGUUGAGGAUGAUAUACUUUCUAGGGCAGGAAAUUUUGUUGGACCAAGCACGGGUGUUGGAGCAACUAGUGAUGUAACUUCUGCUGGACCUGUAAAGAUGUCCGAUCUGCAGCGAAUACUAAGUAACAUAGGAUCUUCAGAUGAAGCAGGAGACCCAGAUGCAGGCUUGGGAUUAGGUGAUAUUUUGAAGCCAGAAUUUAUUUGGCCACUUAUUGAAGAACUACUACCGUUAGAUGAGCAGAUGGUGACAUUUUUACCUGAGGGUACAUGGACCGCCGAGGAGUUAAUAGAAUUGCUACAGAGUCCCCCAUUCCGCCAACAACUUGAUUCAUUUACUUAUGUGCUGCGCACUGGACAGGUGGAUCUCACUCAGUUUGGUAUAGAUCCUAGCAAAUACAAGUUCACUGUUCCGUCGUUUCUUGAGGCCCUUGAAGAUUCCGUUGCUGGAUCCGGAGAGUCGGGGCAAGGAGGCAAUGAUGUAAAAUCUCAAACUUGUCUUGGUAGUGAUGCAAUGGAUGAAGGUCAAUAGUGUAAUAUCACAUCAGAUACAGUCAGCUUUUAGUUUACUUUCAAGGUUCAUGCUAGCCGUUGAUCAUUUAGAUACACACUGAUCUUGCUCUGUGCAAUCUUAUAUCCCUGAUUUGGGGAAAAGAGAAGCAACCAGUAUAGCGUUUCUUUAGCUAUAUUACAUUGUUUGGGUUGUGUGGAUGAAGAUAUUAUCAUAUUUUACGAAGUCAAAAUUGAUCACUUGACCCUA